This is a messenger RNA of Oncorhynchus keta (chum salmon), 5468 nucleotides long. Its product is annotated as protein AF-10-like. The record is from RefSeq and is a predicted model, not a curated record. Lineage: Eukaryota; Metazoa; Chordata; Actinopteri; Salmoniformes; Salmonidae. Gene Ontology annotation, cellular component: nucleus. Bases 1098 to 4037 code for a protein of 979 amino acids. Gene Ontology annotation, molecular function: histone binding; nucleosome binding. The transcript is spliced from 18 exons. Gene Ontology annotation, biological process: regulation of transcription by RNA polymerase II.
GACAGUAUGAUUUUUAGCCCUCUACUCGUCAUUCUAUAUUCUACAAAUUCCUUACAUUUUCUUGAAUUUCUACACGUUAUGGACGUUCCCUGAGUGAAGCAAUGGUAAAACAUGGCAUUUUAUGUCAUACAACAGAUAAUUAAACGGUGCGAUGAUGCAAAACACACACACACACACACACACACACGUACAUGUAAACUGGGUGAAUAUCACGUGCCCAUCGGAUAAGGGCAAUUAAAACAUUGACAAAGUAGACUGUAAUUGUUGUAUUUAUUUGGCUACAUUUGGACCCUUUACCUAACCCAUAAAACCAGCUGAUAAAAAUGUGUAAUAUAAUGUUUCUCAUGUUGUAGGCUAUACACAAUUGAUGCAUUAUCCUAUAAUUAGGCUUAUGUGUUUAACAAGGUAAAUUACUGUGAACUUCAUUUGCCUCAUUUCAGAAGAUGUAGAUUUACUGGCCAACCUUUUAAAGAAGUUAAUAGCCUAAAAUAAUGAAUCAAAAUACAACAAAUACAAUAUUUUGAAGCCUAAAAUAAUGGAUUGCGUAGGCCUGUUUGUUUAUGGUGCUAUUCCCCUGUGCUCUUAGUCUCCCCAUUGCAGCUGGGUAUUUUCUUGCUCUAGGUAUUUGGGAAUGAAUAACCAACGUUUUGAUUAUUUAUUUUAAACGUAACACGCAUUUGUACCAUUACACUUUGUUUGCAUAUAAACUAAACUUUUGGGCUGCUCCUUCGUUUUGUGUUGCACUUCGGUAUUCCCAUCAGCUGCUACAGGCUAUUCAGAAGUUGCGGCUGGUGUUGCCUGCGUUUCUCCGGCCCAUUGUGAGAGCAGCCCCCUUGGUCCCUCUCUUCUCUUUCCCCUGAGUUUAGCCCAGCCGGCCGGACGAGUGCAGAUGACUCACCAAGAAGGGUCCCAGAGCGGAGGCUACAGCAGCGUGCUACAUGGAGGCUCUAUAUAAUACCGGGGGAAUACCGCGGCCCAACCGGUAGACGAGCCUCGUGCCUUUCCCGGGGCGCACAUUCAUCACUCGUGCGGAUAGAUAUGUUUGCUGUAAUGUGCACGCGUGCUUUUGGCGAGGACAUGGCUGAGCGCGAGGUUUGAUGGAGGAGAUUGGCGGAUUACAGCGAGUGGAAGCGUGCUAUGGCAUCGUGCAGGUGCCCACUGGACCCUGGUUCUGCAGGAAGUGUGAAUCUCAGGAGAGAGCAGCCAGAGUGAGGUGUGAGCUGUGCCCCCACAAAGAUGGUGCCCUCAAGAGGACAGAUAACGGAGGUUGGGCCCAUGUGGUGUGUGCCCUUUACAUUCCUGAAGUGGAGUUUGCUAACGUCUCCACCAUGGAACCCAUCGUACUGCAGUCUGUCCCCCACGAUCGCUACAACAAGACGUGUUAUAUCUGUGAAGACCAGGGCAGAGAGAGUAAAGCUGCCACCGGAGCCUGCAUGACCUGCAACAAACAUGGCUGCCGACAAGCCUUCCACGUCACAUGUGCCCAGUUCGCUGGGUUGUUGUGUGAGGAGCAGGGGUCGGACGCAGACAAUGUCAAAUACUGCGGCUACUGCAAGUACCAUUACAGCAAACUGAAACACAAAGAGAGGGAGAGACACAAACCCAAACACAAGAAGAUUCUAGAGCUUUCCCCCACCCUCGCUCCAACUCUCAUGGUCACCUCAGACAAGAGCUACAGCAGCGGUGGUGGAGGAGGAGUCUCCUCUUUGCCCACCUCAUCUCAGAAGCGAUUGGAUGACAGUGCCGCCCGUUUCACCACCGCCAACUUCCAGGAAGUGCCUGUGCACUCCGGGAGUGCUAAGGACGCCCCCUCCAUGGGGUCAGAGAGCAAACAAGGGUCGGAGGUCAAACAGGGCAAAAAGAGCAUUUGCCAUGGGAUUGGUGUUCAGCGGGGACGCAAAUCCCUCACACCUGGGAAGCCCCUCGCCUCUGCUGUGGUCACUAUGGCAACCUCCUCCACUGCCGCCUCCUCCACUGGAACCUUUCAUCAAGCCCUCCUGCUGUCAAAUAAGACGUCCUCCACCGUGACUCCUCCCACCUCUGACUUCCUGGGCUUCUCUGAUCCGUUGCUGCGCUCUGGAGGUGGGGACUCCUUCUCCCCGCCCUCGUUCAGCCGCUGCCUAGUGAAGCCCAGUGAGCUCACGUCCUUGGAGGGCAUGGCGUCGCUCAGCACCUUCGGUUCGAUGAUGUCGCUUCCUGCCAGCGGUGGCGUAGCCGGCGGUAAACUGUACGAGAACUCUCUCAGUGAGCCAACGGGGAACGUUGCUGCCUCGGCCGGCUACAAACGCUCCUCAUCAUCCUCCUCUUCCUCUGCUGCCUCCUCCUCCUCUGGGCCAGGGAUGGGGGGAGAAGUAGGAGAAGAAGGAGUGAAGGGAAAGAAGAAGAGAGGAAACUGGAGGAACCGAUAUGGACCCUGCUUCAAUGCUCCUGACGGCAUGGCCACAGACAGACCUGAGCACCACACAGCACCGCUACCUCUCCCUUCAUCAUCCUCUUCUCUCUCCUCCACCUCAUCCUCCUCUCCUUCCCCCUCCUCUACCAGCGCUCUGCCAGGCCGGCCCGGUGAAGGAGAGAGGGGAGGAGAGAGAGGUGGUCUGCUGUGUAUUUGUGUCAGCAGUGGGAUCCAGAAGUCUCCUUCCUUACUGAGGAACGGCAGUGUGCAGAUUGAUGGAUUCACCUCUACUCCCUCUGGGACCGGUGCAUUCUCCAGUGGUGACGUGUCAUCAGGGGCGGGACCUGUUGCUAUGGGUGGCGCUAACUCUGAGUUGCAGCAGCCGACACCCUCACUAGCCCCUCCCACUCCCCUCACUGCCACAGCCCCCGUGACCAGCACAGCCUCCUCCCAUGUGAGUGGGUUACCAGGUCUAGUGUUCAACAUGGCUCCCUCCCACAUGUUUGGAAACCGACUCAACCCCAACUCUGCCAUGGCUGCUCUCAUCGCACAGUCUGAGGCUUCCCCCACAGAUCAGGAUGUUGGAGAUGGAAACAGUGUUGGAGCUCAGGGCUUCCCCAGACGAGCCUCUCCCAAGACCACCCUCUCUCCACAUUCUCCUCUAGGUGGGCUACAGAUCCGGUAUGACCCAGGGUCAGCGUCAGGAUUAGGGGGGUUAGGUUCAGGUCAGGGAGGCGGAGGGGACACCUCUAUAGAACAGCUGCUGGAGAGACAGUGGAGUGAUGGACAACAGCUCCUACUGCAGCAGGGAGCACAGGGAGAUGUAGUGUUGGGGAUGUUGAAGUCCCUCCACCAGCUGCAGCAGGAGAACAGGCGUCUAGAGGACCAGAUUAAAACUCUGACCAUGAAGAAAGAACGACUGCAGCUCCUGUCAGCUCAGCUGUCUGUGCCUUUCACCCCUUCUGCUGCUGCCCAAGAUGUGAAGGGUGACUCCUCUCUACCUGCUCAGGAUAGCGUGUCGUGUGGCCGCAGUAGUGGUGGCUCUACCUCUUCUCUCUCCACCCCCCCCUCCAUCUCCCACAGCCCCCCCCAGCCGCCUCAGCUCAACGGGGUUGCCAUGGAAACAAUGCUGCUGGGAGGGGGAGCUGGGCUAGGGAUGGGGGGGAUAGUGGGGGUUCUGAACAGAGUCAUACAGACCACUUCCAGCCCUCACACAUACAGCUACACACAUACCUCCUCACCGGGCCCCAGCACCGCUCUGCCCAUCUCCAGCUCCAUCAACACCAGGUUGGGUGCCUUGUCUGAGCAGCAGAGGCUCUUACUGCACCAGAACCAACUACAACAGCUACUGUCUUCACAGCCCUCUGCGGACCAGCAGCAGGUGUUAUUUUACCAGUUGAUGCAGCAACAACAAGACCUCCACCAACUCCAGUCUUUCUCUUCCUCCCAGCUUCCCUCCAUCCCUCUCUCCUCUGCUCAGCUGCCCAUCACCUCCCUUCUUUCCUCCUCCAACGCCCACGGCACCAUCACCGCCAACCCCUUCCUGGCUCUGCACACACACCCCGACACACACACACACGCCGCUGCACAGAAGCCCCGGCUGGCUGAGAAAGCUGUUGGAGUCACUGGACAGGAGAAGACCUGACCCACAAAACAUAUCUCUCUCUUCUCUGUAUCCAUCUCUCUCUCUUUCUGUUGGUGAUUCUCUCUACUCUAUCCAUCCAUCUUUCUCUCUCAGGGGUCUCCACCAUCAUGUGAUCAGUCUGUGUGUUUAACCACACAAGCUCGCCCACAGAACUACAAACUCCAAAAAACGAUCAGGACACUAACAUAGCUGACUGACUCACAGCUCAGCUGGAGAUAUGAGGUCUGGGAAGUAUGACUCUCAUUGGACAGUUUUAAGAGAGGGAGGAGUUUGUAACUGCUGUUACCUCUCUAUAUCUGUGUGUAUGGACCAGCAUAAGACCUGACCAGAGACCACUCUAAUGUAAGACUGACUGACUGCUCAGCCAUGGAAGCCUUGCUAUGACUGUCUUUCUGCUUGUACCUACCUCACACACACAAACCAGCCGAUUAGUGCCCACAACUCUCAGCAUCGGCCAAUAGGAAUCCACAACAUUCAUGACUGGCCAGUCAGGGUCCAAUCCCCAAGUGCCUAAAGCCGAGGGGGCGGGGUUACUCAUACUCCUCUUCCUGUCUCUCCUGUCAGACAUCCAUUCUCACCAUAUUACUGGCUGUCAAGCUGCGUUGCCCAGGCAACAGGUCACACAACACAUUCUGAGAAGCUGGAAACUGUAUUGUGCUGCUUUCACAAACUACAGAAACAAACUUUAUAAAUGGUCUCUUUAUAUUUAAGUGCCCGCUGUUCUUUCAAGCGUUUGUUUUAUACUAAUGUUUUAAGUUUUUCUCACUCUUGCUGUAAACAUUUUUGAUGGAAACAAAUAUUUGUUGUGUACUCAGAAAGAUUGAAGUAGUGGUGGUGGUGUAUAUAGCUGCUAUUGUGGGGAGGGGUGUGGAUUCAAUGGCACAGUUUUUACCUCGUUUGUGUAAAUAAAUAUAUAUUUUUCAUUGGCUGUGGGAUGUAAAUAAGUGAUUGUGAUUGGCCCUGCUGGUGUGAAGGAUAGCCAAUGAAACCUCAUUUUGUGUGACUCUUAUGAGCAGACAAUAGGAGACGGGGACUGAACACAAAGUAUUAAUUUAUUUUUAUAUGUGCAGCGACAUUGUUUCGUUGUUUUUGUAAGUUUCACACCAUUUAUUUUAUUUUAUACUCGGCACCAUGUUUCCAUCUGUGUUUCUUUAGUUUGGAUCAGUUUUGUACAACUGAAAAAUCAUAAAACAUCCUCAAAUGUUUCUAUUUCAAGUCACCGAAGUAAAGAAGCGUUCUGGAUAAAGAAAGAGACUGACUGGGUGAAAAGACGAGGAGGAGGACAUACAGGAAGCCUGUGUCGGGAUGUCGUCAUGGUUUGUAGCUAGUGAGAACAUCGUUAAAGCUUGAUUUAACAGCUCUGUUCAAGUGCUUUUUGUAAAAUGCAUUUUAAUGCUUUGGUUGAAUAAAGAACAGAUCUACCUCCCUAAA